AUGGACUCGUCUGCGGUCGAGCACAACGAGAAGGCGACGCGCUUCGGUGGUCGGCACUCCAUCGACUCGUCCGAGCGCUCGCCCCGGUCCAGUGCCACGCACGCCGACAUCUUUGCGGCGGCUGCACAGGCCGCAACCGACGACGACGACGACGACGAGCGGGACGUUCUAUGUCAACGCACACGGCACGAGGGGCUGUUGAAGGCGUGUAUUCUGGAAAACGUGGCGACUGCCAAGCGAUUGCGUCAUGUUCCCGAGUCGGCCAUGGACGACUUGGACGCGGUCAAAGACGACGCCGAUGCGGGCGACUUGUUCGAGACGCUGCCGGAACCCUAUGGACAGCUGUCGACGUACGAGCGCGUGGUGAUUACGUCAACACCUGAAGAAGCAGAUCGUGAGACAAGGGACGUGUGUGCACUGAUUCGCAAGGGCGUAGCGCUCCGGCGCAAGUGGAUUGCAGUGAAUGAACCCACGACACUGUCGGCAUCGACACAGGACCACGUACUUUCUACUACUACUUCUGCAACUGCGACUACUGGUAGUACGGCUAGUACUGCUAGUGGCGCUAGUCCACGGGCGACGGCAAGUUCUACCAGUAAAUGGAGACACCGCGAGGAAAUACCGUACGCGCCAUUUGAAGCGCCUGUGCCUGAGACAUCGCAGCAUUGUUUCAACAUGGUGGACGGGGUAGUCAUGGUGUAUGACGACACGCACGCUGUCGAACCAAUCAGUCAAGUCGGGACGAUGGAAGAAUACUACGACGACUUGUUUGAGAUCCAGUGCAUUGUCAAUUACGGACCAAUGAAGACGCUGGCGUUCAAGCGCUUGCAAUUGCUGGAAGCGAGGUUCAACCUGCACAUGCUGCUGAACUCGGAGCGGGAACUGGUGGCACAGAAAGCAGUGCCCCACCGUGACUUUUACAAUGUCCGGAAGGUCGACACGCACGUGCAUCACUCGGCGUGCAUGAACCAAAAGCAUUUGCUGCGGUUCAUUAAAUCGAGGCUGCGCAACUCGCCUGGCGAGAUUGUGAUUUUUCGCGAUGGACGCUUUAUGACGUUGAGCGAAGUCUUUCGGUCGCUGAACCUCACAGGUUAUGAUCUCAGCGUCGACACGCUGGACAUGCACGCGAGCAACACGUUUCACCGCUUCGACCGCUUCAAUUUGAAGUACAACCCGGCUGGACAAAGUCGUUUGCGGGAGAUCUUUCUCAAAACGGACAACCUGAUUGCUGGCAAGUAUCUUGCUGAAAUAACCAAGGAGGUCAUCUCGGACUUGCACGCUAGCAAAUAUCAGCUCGUGGAAUGGCGUGUCUCCAUUUACGGACGCAAGCACUCGGAAUGGGACAAGCUGGGUCGCUGGAUGUACGUGAACAAGUUAUCGUCUUCUCAUGUGCGAUGGAUGAUUCAGAUCCCGCGACUCUACUUCCUGUACAAGAACAUGGGCGAGGUCGAUAAUUUCCAGCAAAUGCUCGAUCACAUUUUCCUACCGCUGUUCGAGGUCACGCGUGAUCCGUCGAGCAACCUGCCACUGCACUACUUUCUCCUGACUAUGGUCGGCUUCGAUAGCGUGGACGAUGAGAGCAAAGCGGAACCUUUUCGAGCUGAGCGCGGCAAAAAGCUACCAAAGCCGCAUGAGUGGACCUACGAAGCCAACCCGCCGUACGACUACUGGUGCUACUAUUUGUACGCGAACAUCGCUUCUCUAAACGAGUUUCGACGCCAGAAGGGCCUCAACACUUUUUCGCUGCGACCGCAUUCCGGCGAAGCUGGCGACCCUGAGCACUUGGCUGCCGCUUUUCUUACUGCAAACGGCAUCAACCACGGCAUCACGCUUCGCAAGUCUGUUGGUCUACAGUACCUGUACUACCUAACGCAGAUCGGUAUUGCCAUGUCGCCAUUGAGCAACAAUCGCUUGUUUCUCGACUACCACCGCAAUCCAUUCCCGACGUAUCACGCACGCGGUUUGAACGUCUCGCUGAGCACUGACGAUCCUGUCAUGCUCCAUUAUACAAAAGACCCGCUGCUUGAGGAGUACUCGGUAGCAGUGCAAGUGUGGAAGUUGACGUCGACGGACAUGUGUGAAAUCGCGCGCAACUCGGUAUUGCAGUCGGGUUUCGAGCACAAGUUCAAGGAGCAUUACCUCGGCCACAAGUACGCAUUGCCUGGAUCGCGUGGCAACGAUAUACGCAUGUCAAACGUGCCGGACAUUCGUCUCGACUACCGUCACGAGACACUUCAGGGCGAGCUUGAUUUCAUCCAGACAUGA
This is a messenger RNA of Hyaloperonospora brassicae, 2265 nucleotides long. NCBI's taxonomy places the organism in Eukaryota, Oomycota, Peronosporomycetes, Peronosporales, Peronosporaceae. The record is from the annotation of a GenBank genome assembly.